AUUUCUCGUGACGCCGUCUGCAAUUUCGCCACGCUGAAAAACCUAGCGGCUUGAAAUUAUGGUGGCUUAACGCCGAGUUUUGUCGCCGAGUUUGGUGGCCAAGUCCGAAACUGCGGAACGAACGUGACUCGGUCGCUGUCGCUGCCCGAGUGGCACCCAAACGAAGAUCCCCAUUAGUUUUCCAAUUUCUGGAAAGUAGGUGAUGACAAGUGUUUCGCACUGAAAUCGAGAAGACGAAGAAACCCUCUUCUUCAGAUGCAAUGCUUAAUGGCUGAUGGAGCUUUAAUCACACUAGAUUCCGACGAUAUUUUGUCAGCAGAACAUACUUUAGCAGUCGGUAAAGAGUUCCCCGAUGUAGAAACUUGCAGGAGAGCUUUGAAAGAUUUGGCUAUAGCUCUGCAUUUUGAUCUCCGUAUUGUGAAAUCAGACCGUAGUCGAUUCAUAGCCAAAUGCUCCAAAGAAGGUUGUCCAUGGCGUAUCCACGCCGCGAAAUGUCCUGGCGUUUCAACGUUUUCGGUUAGGACGCUUAAUGGUGAGCAUACAUGUGAAGGUGUCCGUGAUCUCCACCAUCAGCAAGCUUCGGUUGGGUGGGUUGCUAGAUCAGUAGAGGCACGGAUUAGAGACAAUCCUCAGUAUAAACCGAAGGAGAUACUGCAGGAUAUACGAGACGAGCAUGGUGUUGCGGUUUCGUAUAUGCAGGCGUGGCGUGGGAAAGAGCGGAGUAUGGCUGCGCUUCAUGGCACUUAUGAAGAAGGGUAUCGGUUUCUUCCUGCGUAUUGUGAGCAGAUAAAGCUAGUCAAUCCCGGGAGCUUCGCAUCUGUUUCUGCAUCGGGACCGGAGAAUUGUUUCCAGAGGCUGUUUAUUGCGUAUCGAGCUUGUAUCUCCGGGUUUUUCAGUGCUUGUAGGCCACUUCUUGAAUUGGAUAGAGCACACCUUAAAGGUAAGUACUUGGGUGCGAUCCUCUGCGCUGCGGCUGUUGAUGCAGACGACGGUUUGUUUCCUUUAGCGAUCGCAAUCGUCGACAACGAAAGCGAUGAAAACUGGUCUUGGUUUCUCUCGGAGCUGAGGAAGCUUCUCGGAAUGAAUACCGAUAGCAUGCCAAGACUCACUAUACUUUCAGAGAGACAGAUCGGAAUAGUGGAAGCUGUCGGAACUCAUUUCCCGACAGCGUUCCAUGGGUUCUGUCUCCGUUACGUGAGCGAGAACUUCCGGGACACAUUCAAGAACACGAAGCUUGUUAACAUCUUCUGGAACGCGGUUUACGCGCUCACAGCAGCGGAGUUCGAGUCCAAGAUAACCGAGAUGGUUGAGAUCUCGCAAGAUGUGGUUCAGUGGUUCGAGCUCUUCCCUCCUCAUCUCUGGGCUGUAGCGUAUUUCCAAGGCGUGAGGUACGGACAUUUCGGUUUAGGUAUCACAGAGGUUUUAUACAACUGGGCUCUCGAAUGCCAUGAGCUCCCAAUCAUACAGAUGAUGGAGCAUAUUCGUCAUCAGAUAUCUUCUUGGUUCGAUUCUCGCCGUGAUAUGAGCAUGAGAUGGAACUCGCUGCUCGUGCCUUCUGCGGAGAGACGGAUCACAGAAGCUGUUUCUGAUGCUAGGUGUUACCAAGUGUUGCGUGCCAACGAGGUCGAGUUUGAGAUUGUUUCAACGGAGAGAACCAACAUUGUGGAUAUACGUACACGGGUCUGCUCGUGCCGGCGAUGGCAGCUAUACGGUUUGCCGUGUGCUCACGCGGCUGCGGCGCUGAUCUCGUGUGGUCGAGACGUGCAUAUGUUUGCGGAGCCGUGUUUCACUGUGGCUGCUUAUCAGCAGACGUAUUCACAGAUGAUUGGGGAGGUUCCUGAUAGGAGCUUGUGGAAGGAGGAAGGAGAAGAUGUUGGAGGAAGCUUGAGGAUACGGCCUCCGAAAACGAGGAGACCGCCGGGUAGGCCGAAGAAGAAAGUGGUUCGAGUUGAGAAUUUGAAGAGACCCAAGAGAAUUGUGCAGUGUGGAAGGUGCCAUUUACUUGGACAUUCUCAGAAAAAAUGCACACAGCCUAUUUGAUCAACUUAUUUCACUACCUCUUUUUUUUUUUUUUUCAAUAACUUUCUUCUUCUUUUCCUUCGUAGUAUUUCUUGUUUUGUUUUUGAUGUAAGUUGUAAUGUUUAAGUUCGAGUGCUUUUUUAGAGACUUAUC
Molecule: messenger RNA, 2172 nt
Organism: Eutrema salsugineum
Lineage: Eukaryota; Viridiplantae; Streptophyta; Magnoliopsida; Brassicales; Brassicaceae
Exons: 2
Coding region: 256-2040 (594 amino acids)
Molecular function (GO): zinc ion binding
Source: RefSeq, a predicted model, not a curated record